Salvelinus fontinalis (brook trout) is the source of this 3831-nucleotide messenger RNA. Its product is annotated as gastrula zinc finger protein XlCGF17.1-like. The record is from RefSeq and is a predicted model, not a curated record. The coding region runs from base 243 to 1403 and encodes 386 amino acids. Gene Ontology annotation, biological process: regulation of transcription by RNA polymerase II. The transcript is spliced from 2 exons. Gene Ontology annotation, molecular function: DNA-binding transcription factor activity; RNA polymerase II cis-regulatory region sequence-specific DNA binding. Lineage: Eukaryota; Metazoa; Chordata; Actinopteri; Salmoniformes; Salmonidae.
CAUAAACAGCUCGUCAACCACCCCGGUAGCUUGCUAGCCAACAUAGCCGAAAGAUUCAAGCUAUUUAUACGCUUUCGGUGUAUAUUACCUACUGUGUUUUAGCCACACUUCUGUCGUAUCUACUUGUUAACCUAUUUAAUUGAAUAUUACGUUAUUUUGUAUUAGUCAGCUAUAGUAGCUGGCUGGUUAAAUUAGCACUAGCCUAGUCGCUAAUGAUAGCUAGCUAGCUAACAUCCCCGAACAUGAGGUCAGUAAGCUUCUCCCCUCCUGUUAAAGAAGAGGAAGUCUGUUGGACGGAGAAAGAGGGUCUGGGGCUGAACAUUGUUGUGAAAGAGGAGGAAGAGGAGGCUGUUUUUGGUAUGAAAGAGGAGGAGGGGGAGAUUACUGUCACAUUGGAGGAAGAAGAGGAGGUUGGAGAUCUGUUUAACCCCAGAGAGAGACGGGACUAUCGUGGAUCCUCUGGGGAGCCUCAACAACAUCAUGAUGCUGACGAGGCAGAGAAGAAUCUCUCCAUAUCAAAACACCUCAAGAAACACCUGCAGAGAUCCACAGGGAAGAGAACUCACUGCUGCUCUGACUGUGGGAAGAGAUUCACCUCCUCAUCAGACAUUAAAAUUCAUCAGAGAAUCCACACAGGAGAGAAAACUUAUAGCUGUGGUCAAUGUGGGAAAAGAUUUGCUUCAUCUGGCUCUCUGACUGUACACCAGAGAAUACACACAGGAGAGAAAUCUUAUAGCUGUGAUCAAUGUGAGAAGAGUUUUACUACAUCAAGCAAUCUGAUUCAACACCAGAGAACACGCACAGGAGAGAAAUCUUAUAGCUGUGAUCAAUGUGGGAAGAGUUUUACUACAUCUGGCCAUCUGACUCUACACCAGAGAACACACACAGGAGAGAAACCUUAUAGCUGUGGUCAAUGUGGGAAGUGUUUUACUCAGUCAACCAGCCUGGUAUCACACCAGAGAAUACACACAGGAGAGAAACCUUAUAUCUGUGGUCAAUGUGGGAAGAGUUUUACUACAUCUGGCCAUCUGACUCUACACCAGAGAACACACACAGGAGAGAAACCUUAUAGCUGUGGUCAAUGUGGGAAGUGUUUUACUCAGUCAACCAGCCUGGUAUCACACCAGAGAACACACACAGGAGAGAAACCUUAUAGCUGUGGUCAAUGUGGGAAGAGUUUUUGUCACUCUAGCCAGCUGACAUUACACCAGAGAACACACACAGGAGAGAAACCUUUUAGCUGUGAUCAAUGUGGGAAUAGUUUUUGUCACUCUAGCCAGCUGACUUCACACCAGAGAACACACACAGGAGAGAAACUUCUCCGCUGUGAUCAAUGUGACAAGAGAUACUCCGAUAAAAGAUCUCUGAUUAAACAUCAGAAAAUACAUGGAGUUGUUUCAUGAUAUCAAUGAAUUAAUGUCACAAUGUAGAAUGUUUUAACAUUGUAGUAUGAGUAUUUUAAUGAUGUCACAAUGUAGAAUGUUUUAACAUUGUAGUAGGAGUAUUCUAAUGAUGUCACAAUGUAGAAUGUUUUAACAUUGUAGUAGGAGUAUUCUAAUGAUGUCACAAUGUAGAAGCCUAAACGUUUGUCCCCUGUUCUAUUGAUUUCAACAUGAUAUGGAUAUUAGCCUCAGGGGGAAAAUCCAGGCUCUGAAUUGGAAGAGUACUAUUUAUGAGAUUUAACAAAAAGUGACUAACACAAAAAGAGCUGUGUUACACUUACCAUGUUGGUGACCCACUUGAAUCAAAAUGCAACACUUCAAAAUGUAGCGAUCUAUUUUCUACAAAUUGUCCUCUAACCAGGGAUGUUCACAUUAUUCCCAGGUUCCGUGUGGUUUUUGAGUUGUUAGUUUUAACAGGACGUGCAACCUCAUCUCCCUCCUCUCCGCACUAUUGAUUUCAACAUGAUAUCGAUGAGUUAUGACAAAUAAGUGUUGUGUUCCUUUGUUUAGCGACCCCUAAAUUUAAAUGCAUCACUCCAAAAUGUGGCUGACUGUCUUCUGCAGGUUGUCCUCUAAUCAGUGAGGCAAAAGAUAUCUCCCAUUUCCAUGUGUUUUUUUAGUUGUUAGUUUCAACAGCACCUACAACCUGAUUUCCCCCCUAAUCCAUAUCAGUGAUUUAUUGCUACUUGUCAAAACAACAGCGUUUUUGGUGCUUGUGCAGUUUAUAAGGUGCUUGUUUUAAAAAUACAAGUAAUAUGAUUAUUGUGGCAGAUGUUUGUGUAUAUAGCACAUUUUAUAUUUAGGUUUUCAAUAUAUCAGAAACUGUUUCUGCACAUUGGUUAUUGAUUUGGACACGUUAAAACUGUGUUUUGACAUUGGGGGUAUCCCACCUAACAACAUGUCUUUGAAAAGAAGACUGACUUCCAAUAUUCUUUCAGUUGUGGUUGAAAGUGAUAGUUGAAAAUAUGUAUUUUCAGGUCUUUUUUUUUUAAUUACUUGAAAACAACUUCAUUUCAAUGUACUUUCAUGUAGCAUAGUGGUUAGAGCGUUGGGCCAGUAAUCGAAAGGUUCCUGGAUCGAAUCCCUGAGCUGACAAGGUAAAAAUGUCGUUUUGCCCCCGAACAAGUCAGUUAACCCACUGUUCCCCGGUAGGCCGUCAUUGUAAAUAAGAAUUUGUUCUUAGCUGACUUGCCUAGUUAAAUAAAGGUGAAUAAAUAAUAUAUAUAUAUAUAUGGACGCAGAAUAAUAAUCAAUCGUCUAUGAUCAAUUUUUUUUUACAUUUCCUGCAUCAGUUAAAUAAAAAGUGGACGAGAGUUCUAGAAGCUAGUGAGUUUUAGGAAGACGAGAGUUCUAGAAGCUAGUGAGUUUUAGGAAGAGGAGAGUUCUAGAAGCUGGAGAGUUUUAGGAAGAGGAGAGUUCUAGAAGCUAGUGAGUUUUAGGAAGAAGAGAGUUCUAGAAGCUAGUGAGUUUUAGGAAGACGACAGUUCUAGAAGCUAGUGGAGUUUAGGAUUCUUUAGAAAGAAAAUUUUGAAAAAAAAUGAAUGUAUUUUAUUAUUUAGUAAUAAGUGUUUUUUUCUUGUUUUUAAUUGUUGACAGCCAGUAGACACCAUGUUUAUAUUGGUGAAGGUGAAGCAUUGUAGUUGAUUAUAAUGUGAAAUGGAAGUUGUUUUCUGUUGGUGGUGAGUGAAUUUGUCCAUCAAAAAUAUAGGAUAUAUUUGUUGUCUUAAGGGGAAAGGUGUUACAGGCUUUGGUUUUUCCAUUUAUGUUUUGAGGUUGGACUUUAGCACGUAUAGCUCGUUAGCACGUAGGACGCACUGAUUGGUGUCACCUCGUUAGUCAGUAUGUGUUACACCUGUGCUGGCUUGUCCAUCUCGUUAGUGGGAAGGUGUUUCACCUGAGCUGGUCCAGGUUAUAUUUAAGAGUGUCUGGCUCAGUGCUCCAGUUGUCUUGAUAGAUGUGGAGAGUCAACACCUUUAGUUGCGUCACCUUUUUGGUUUGCUUCCUGUCUUUAAGUUUGUUGUGGGUUUUUCUUUUGUUUCCCUCUUCUUGGUUAGAUUUAUUGGGUCUCAUGGUGGGUGUCUUUUAGGUCCCAGUUGUUGUUACUAGUCAACUUUCAAUCGACACCCCCAUAGUGUCUUUGAGAACCCCUCCUAAAAAACAAGCUUAUAUUUUGGGUUGGAUAUUGCAUCCAAUUAGUGUUUUAAUCAAUGGCAUUUCCUUAGAAUGCUCAUUGGUCUUUCAGUUGUUAAUCUUCUGUUUUUUUUUAUCCUGUUAUUUUUGUGUACUAAGUAUUUCUGUUUAUUUUCAUUGUUUUCUCCUGUGAAGCUAUUGUGUUGCAUCCAUGUCUAAAAUGUGUUGUAUAAAUAAAGCUUGAUUUGAUUUCAACAAA